Rosa rugosa (rugosa rose) is the source of this 2851-nucleotide messenger RNA. Its product is annotated as U-box domain-containing protein 52-like. The coding region runs from base 461 to 2743 and encodes 760 amino acids. Gene Ontology annotation, molecular function: protein kinase activity; ATP binding. The transcript has 10 exons. Gene Ontology annotation, biological process: protein phosphorylation. The record is from RefSeq and is a predicted model, not a curated record. NCBI's taxonomy places the organism in Eukaryota, Viridiplantae, Streptophyta, Magnoliopsida, Rosales, Rosaceae.
AUUUCUAGAAUAAAUGUCUCCAACAAAUUAUGAGUUUAGUUAUCAACUCCUAAAUUAGAUAGUGAAAAAAAAAAAAAAAUUCCUAAAUUUUGUGCUAUGUCAUAGGGCAUGUAAUAAGUUGAGCCAACUUUAGAAAAGGUUACAAGAGAGAUGAGCUCAUUGGAGUCAGGUAGCUUAAAAAUAGAGAUCAGAUAUACAGAUGGUUAUGGAAACUCUUGCGUAAAGCGAACUAACCAACUUACAUUGACUACCUCCAUAAUGAAUCCAAGAGAUCUCUAGAGCAACAGAAACAAGAGGGCGUUAUCAGUUAUUGAAGUUGUAAUUGGUUCCAAGGUAAAAGGAACAAGAAGGCCAGGUCUUUGCCAUCCACAUUAAUCCUGUUCUUCAUUCUGGGUCUUGAUACUUGAAAAUUCCCCAAACAAAAGAAGGAAAAUAAUAAGGAAUUGAUAGUACAUAGCCUAUGAGUUCACGCGAGGAAGAAAUGGGAAUCAGAGGUAAAGCACAGAAGAGAGAAGAGGCGGUGGCGGUGGCCAUCGACAAGGACAAAGGAAGUCAAUAUGCUAUCAAAUGGACUGUUGAUCAUCUUCUCAGCAGAGGCCAAGCUCUCACAUUGCUUCAUGUUAAACAGACUACAAAUGCAGUUCCCAACCAAUCCAGAGGCACGACUUUUAUGUCUGAGGAUGUUGCAAAGGUGUACAAAAAACAACUUGAUGUUCAAGCAAAAGAGUUGUUUCUUCCAUUCCGUUGCUUUUGCACCAAAAAGGCUAUAAAAUGCAAUGAAGUCAUAGUUGAGGAUACAGAUAUAACAAGAGGAAUCAUCAACUAUGUCAAUGCCAAUGGGAUUGAGAUUUUGGUACUUGGUUCUCCUUCAAAAAGCAGCUUGUUCAGAUUCAUAUCUACAGACGUUUCAACCACCGUGGCGAAAAGGGCACCAGACUGUUGCACUGUUUAUGUUAUUGGGAAAGGAAAGAUCUCAUAUGUGCGAUCCGCUACCAGCUCAUUGCCCCCAAAAGCUCCAUCGAGUAGUCCAAUACAGCACCAAGCUAGCAACGUUUCGGAUUCAAGUGAUACACGAAGCACACCCAGCCAGAACUUUAGAGGACCCGAGCAGAAACAGCAUCUGCCCCAUACCCAGCAAAAUGACAAUGCAAUCCUGUCACCAUUCUCAAGAGGAAAAGCUUCAAUGAACAAAACACAUGAGCUAUCACCCGAGAGUGAUAUAUCGUUUGUGAGCAGUAACGGAAGGUCAAGCACUGAUAACAGAAGCUCUACAUCAUCUUACUCUGGAACCAAGUUCAUUGACAUGGGCUCUGCCCACAAUGACUUCACAUCAUGCUCAAUGGAUAGUGGCAAAUCGUGGUCAUCACAGAACAUGGAUGGAGUGGAAUCGGAGAUGAGGAGGCUUAUGCUAGAGCUCAAGCAAACAAGGGACAUGUACAAUACAGCCUGCAAGGAGGCACUCGUAGCACAAGAUAUGGCAACAGAAGUAAACCAAUGGAAAAGGGCAGAAGAAAUAAGAUUAGAAGAGGCAAAAGUAGCCGAGGAAGUUGCAAUGGCAGCUGCAGAGAAGGAGAAAGCCAAAUGUAUGGCAGCCAUCGAAGCAGCACAAGCAGCUCAAAGGGUUGCAGAAUUCGAGGCACUGAAAAGGAAGAGUGCAGAAAUGAAAGCCCUUAAAGAAGAGGAAGACAGGAAGAAGGCACAAGAAGGAAUGACAUUUGAUGUCAGGUACAGGAAGUACACACUUGAAGAGAUUGAAGCAGCAACACACAGCUUUUCAGGUAGUCUCAAGAUUGGGGAAGGAGGCUAUGGGCCUGUGUAUAAAGGUGAACUAGACCAUACAUCUGUGGCCAUAAAAGUUCUACGUCCAGAUGCAGCUCAAGGGCAUUCACAGUUCAAGCGAGAGGUGGAUGUGUUGAGCUGCAUACGGCAUCCAAACAUGGUCCUCCUUCUUGGAGCAUGUCCCGAGUACGGUUGCCUUGUCUACGAGUACAUGGCUAAUGGUAGCUUAGAAGAUCGUCUCUUCCGGAAAGGUAAUACCCCAGCUAUUCCUUGGCAGCUAAGGUUCCGAAUUGCAGCAGAAAUUGCCACAGGGCUUUUGUUCCUCCAUCAGAGCAAGCCAGAACCCCUUGUACACCGUGACCUUAAACCCGGAAAUAUUUUGCUGGACCAUAACUAUGUCAGCAAGAUUAGUGAUGUAGGUUUGGCUAGACUUGUCCCUCCAUCAGUAGCCGACUCUGUCACUCAGUAUUACAUGACAUCAACAGCAGGAACAUUCUGCUAUAUCGAUCCAGAGUAUCAGCAAACCGGCAUGCUUGGAACAAAAUCUGACAUCUACUCACUUGGAGUCAUGCUUCUGCAAAUCAUAACAGCCAAGCCACCAAUGGGUUUGACACAUCAUGUUGAGAGGGCUAUUGAGAAAGGGACCUUUGCUGACAUGCUUGACCCUGCUGUUAAAGACUGGCCAGUUGAGGAGGCCUUGAACUAUACCAGGCUAGCUUUACAGUGUGCUGAAAUGAGGCGAAAAGACAGACCGGAUCUUGGGAAGGUUGUGCUACCUGAGCUUAACAGGUUGAGAGCGCUUGGCCAAGAUAGCAUGAAUGCUAAGAUGUUUGGUGGCGGUGAAGUAUUCUCUCCAAGAAAAGGCCGAUUUUCCACCGGACAAUUACAGGAUGUGAUGAGUGACCCCGAUCUACGACAAUUUGGUUAUGAUAGCUCAAGGAGUCAAUCAAGCACAUCAUCUUAAAACGGAAGAAGAUUAUUCUCAGAUAUGUCACAGUCUUAAUUCUAAUUAGUCUGACGAGCCAUCUAUACACUUAGAAACUUGUGACUGAAGAAUUAGUAGAUACACUUA